AUGGAGAUAGACCCGGCACGACUGCGAGACGCAGUUGGCGUGGAGCUGGCGGACGGAGUCCUAGAGCUCGCAGAUGGAGUGCUGGCGCCAGAGGGCCUGGAGGAGCCCGCGCGGGCUACUGCAGCGCCGGUCGAGUUUGCACGAGGGCGCGCAGCGUCCGAGUCGGCUGGUGCGGCAGCUGGAGCCGUGGGCGCAGCCGGAGGGACCGUGCGGGAGGGGCCAGACGCAGAGGCAGGCGCACCCGAGGGAGCAGAAGGGCCAGCAGCCGACGCUGCCGGAGCCGCGGCAGCAGGUGCGGCAGAGGAGGAAGAUGAUGCGACCUGA
Capsaspora owczarzaki ATCC 30864 is the source of this 324-nucleotide messenger RNA. RefSeq lists its product as hypothetical. The record is from RefSeq and is a predicted model, not a curated record. Lineage: Eukaryota; Filasterea; Ministeriida; Capsasporidae. Bases 1 to 324 code for a protein of 107 amino acids. The transcript has a single exon.